Euleptes europaea (tarantolino) is the source of this 1419-nucleotide messenger RNA. It is a transcript of the gene FOXS1, whose product is annotated as forkhead box S1. The transcript has a single exon. Bases 1 to 1419 code for a protein of 472 amino acids. NCBI's taxonomy places the organism in Eukaryota, Metazoa, Chordata, Lepidosauria, Squamata, Sphaerodactylidae. Gene Ontology annotation, biological process: anatomical structure morphogenesis; cell differentiation; regulation of transcription by RNA polymerase II. Gene Ontology annotation, molecular function: DNA-binding transcription factor activity, RNA polymerase II-specific; RNA polymerase II cis-regulatory region sequence-specific DNA binding. The record is from RefSeq and is a predicted model, not a curated record.
AUGCAGCUGGAAUAUCCCACGGCAGCAGCUUCCUCUCAGGCCUGCCUGCCUCAGCAGCUUGGGAUGGGGCUCUACUCCGGUUUGGAGCCCUUCCGGGGGGCCCUUGCCCAGGCCAGCGACGGGACCAAGCCACCCUACAGUUACAUCGCUCUGAUCACCAUGGCCAUCCAGAGCACGCCGGAGAAGAGGAUCACCCUGAGCGGCAUCUACCGGUACAUCACGGGCCGCUUCGCCUACUACCGGGAGAACAAGCAAGGUUGGCAGAACAGCAUCCGGCACAACCUGUCCCUCAACGAGUGUUUUGUCAAGAUGCCCCGCGACGACAAGAAGCCGGGCAAGGGCAACUACUGGACCCUGGACCCGGAGUGUUACAACAUGUUCGAGAACGGCAGCUUCUUGCGGCGGAGGAGGCGCUUCACCCGCAAAAGGGGCCCGGUGCGGGGCGGGGAUGGCGGCCAGAGCGAGGAAACGCUACCCAAAUGCCCGCCUGGGCAAACCGGCCAGACUUUCCCUGCAAAGAAGAUCAAGCUGGAAAGCGGCCGGUCUUCGCCAGCUCCCUCCGGCCAGCUUCACGGCUCCUGCCCAGAGAUGCCAGCUCCUGGCAAGCCUCUCCCCUUGGAGGUGCCCACUGCGGGCCUCUCGUGCCACGACCAGCCUGGCCCUGGAAGCCUGGCAUGUUCCAAGCUGUGCAUGCCGAGGUCUAGGCAGCUCUGCCUGCACCCACAGGAUCUGACGGGGUCGAAACCUCGCCUCUUCGAGAAAGAUCUCGGCUACUCCUCCUUGAUUGAGAGCCCUCGAGUGAAAGAAGCCCCUCUUGGGGAGAUGGCGCCCCACCAGCUUGGACCAGGCACUCACCUGGGCCACAGGAUGACCCAACGGCCCACCCAACCACACGUUGAGGUCAAGGAGAGCACCCCAAGCAACCCUAAACUGACUCAAGCAUCUCCCAAGACAGGGCCGGAAGGCAAGGAGGCGUCCCCAACAUUCUGCCAGUUGAGCCCGGCUUUUGCCACUCUGCCGGGGCCCGCCAAGGCCUCCCAGGGGUGCGGCGGGCAACCUCCCCCUGGCUGCCUCCCUGCCUUUGAUGGCGAGAGCUACGUCAAGCCGUCAGCGCUGCCGGUUUUUGGAUCUUUGGGGUAUUCCGGCCCGGAUGCUCUGAGCGGCAACUACCAGUGCCGUUUGCAGGCCUUGAACUUCUGCGUCAACGACCACAGGUGCGGGGCGGCCCUGGAGCACCUCUUGGCGAGUCCUGUGGCUCCCGCCUCCACGGCCCCCCUUCAGCCCACCCCCUUUGUGCAGCUUCAAGGGGAGCAGGAGUCCUGGGGAGGGACCCCUUUCUCCCACCAAGGAGGAAACGGCUACCAGCUGGGACUCCCGCACUGUCUCUACAGGACACCUGGCAUGCUCUUUUUUGAGUGA